Molecule: messenger RNA, 2598 nt
Organism: Papaver somniferum (opium poppy)
Lineage: Eukaryota; Viridiplantae; Streptophyta; Magnoliopsida; Ranunculales; Papaveraceae
Product: subtilisin-like protease SBT1.4
Exons: 1
Coding region: 136-2466 (776 amino acids)
Biological process (GO): proteolysis
Molecular function (GO): serine-type endopeptidase activity
Source: RefSeq, a predicted model, not a curated record
AGAAACUGACAACAAACAGCACACUAAACGUGCAUUAAAAAAAUAACUACAAUCUCCAUAAUUUUCCUUCUUAUAAAACAUUAUUAAACCAGAAGAUCAUCUUCACUCAAAUCCACUCACUGUUUGCUGCAAACCAUGGAGAAGAAGCAGAAGAAACCUUCUACACUCCCAUAUCUCACAAUCUUCCUCUUUCUCACUAGUAUAACUCAAACCAUCUCAUCAGAAGAAGAGCUGCAAACUUAUAUCGUACAUGUAUCAAAACCCCAUAAGCCACAAAUAUUCACUACACAUCAACAUUGGUAUGAAUCAACUCUUUCUUCACUCUCUUCUUCAAACUCCAUACACUCAGCUAAACUUCUCUACACCUAUGAUCACACCCUUCAUGGAUUUGCAGCUAGGAUUACACCAAGUCAAGCAUCACAACUCCGCAAAGCUCCAGGCAUUCGUACUAUACUAUCUGAACGUGUUCGGCAUAUACGUACGACUCGUUCGCCGGGUUUCCUUGGAUUGAAUCAGGCGUCUGGUCUAUGGCCGAAUUCUGGUUAUGCGGAGGAUGUUGUUAUUGGAGUUUUAGAUACCGGAAUCUGGCCGGAACGGAGGAGUUUCUCUGAUGUCGGGCUUUCGGCCGUGCCGGCGACGUGGAAGGGGAUAUGUCAAGUUGCAUCAGAUUUUCCUGCGACUUCAUGUAACAAAAAGGUGAUUGGUGCUAGGUACUUCUCAGCUGGAUAUGAAGCUAGAUAUGGACCAAUCAAUGAGACUUCGGAAUCUAAAUCACCAAGAGAUACUGAAGGUCAUGGGACCCAUACUGCAUCAACAGCUGCUGGAGCUCCCGUUAAAGAUGCUGGAUUUUACGAAUUUGCCCAUGGUGAAGCCAGAGGAAUGGCAACAAAAGCAAGGCUCUCCAUAUACAAAAUUUGUUGGGAAAAAGGAUGUCUUGAUGCUGAUAUUUUAGCUGCUUUAGACCAAGCCGUUGCCGAUGGCGUCGACGUCAUAUCGAUUUCGGUUAGCUUAUCCGGUCAAAAUGACUACGACGACGACUCCUUUGCAAUCGGAGCGUUCCGAGCUGUUGAAAAGGGUAUUUUCGUAUCUACUGCAGGUGGUAAUUCAGGUCCGAAGGCGGCAACAGUUGAAAACAUCGCUCCGUGGUUAUUAACCGUCGGUGCGGCAUCAAUGGACCGAAGUUUCCCCGUCGAUACAAUUUUAGGCGAUGGAACGAAAUUUCGGGGAAUCAGUCUUUACUCCGGAGCUGGACUAGACCCCAAGGUUCAAUAUCCUCUUGUUUUUGCUGGUGACCAUGGUCAUAGAUUAUGUGUCCCAGGUACAUUAAAGAGCGAUGAAAUAAAGGGUACAAUCGUCGUUUGCGAUCGUGGCGCUAACAGUAACGUCGAAAAAGGUAGUGCCGUUAAGUUAGCCGGCGGUGUAGGAAUGAUUCUUGCCUGUACUGCCACUACCGGAACUACAAAUUCUGCUGAUUUACAUAUUCUUCCAUCAUCAUUGGUUGAUCCAACGGCUGGAGAUAAAAUCAAAGAAUACAUCGAGUCGGCAGCUUCACCAACUGCUACGCUUGUUCCACAUGGGGCAAUAAUCGGCCCGUCUCCGGCGGCUCCUCAGGUAGCCUCUUUCUCCGGUCGGGGGCCAAAUGAGGUAACUCCACAGAUUAUUAAGCCGGAUAUUAUUGCACCGGGGGUGAAUAUUUUGGCGAGUUGGACCGGAGCAGUGAGUCCAUCUGAGUUAGAUGUUGAUCCAAGACGAGUUGAGUUUAAUUUUCAAUCGGGUACAUCUAUGGCUUGUCCUCAUGUUAGUGGGCUUGCUGCAUUGUUACGUAAAGCCCAUCCAAAAUGGAGUCCAGCUGCUAUAAAAUCAGCUAUCAUGACUACUGCUUACAACUUGGAUAAUUUGGGUGGUAAUAUUAAAGAUGUUUUUACAGAUAAAGAUUCUACACCACACCAACAUGGCUCCGGUCACGUCGAUCCAAACCGAGCUGUCGAUCCUGGUCUGAUAUACGAUCUCGGUACCAAUGACUAUAUCAAGUUCUUGUGCUCCAGUGAAUAUGACGAAAAUAGAAUCGCAGUUCUAGUUAAAGACCGUACAGUCGAUUGUUCUACAAUGACAUUUGCUAAUGGGCCUGGUGAUCUCAACUACCCGUCUUUCUCGGUUGUUUUCAAGUCCGAUACCGAUGUCGUCAAGUACAGCAGAGUUGUAACCAAUGUCGGGAAGUCGGUGAACGCGGUAUAUGAAGCCAAGGUAACGAACGUCGGAGCCGUAGAUGUGAAGGUGAUCCCAAGUAAACUAGUGUUCAAUGCAAAAAACAAGACUCUUUCUUAUGAGAUCAAGUUUACUAGUUUGGCUAGUAAAGGUGAUGGAGAGCCCAAGUUUGGAGCCAUACAAUGGAGUGAUGGGGCUCAUAUCGUUCGAAGCCCAAUUGCAUAUUCAUGGGAUAGCUCACCAUAUUAUUCCUCCAUCUAAGAAUUCUGAUUCAAUUGCAUCCUUUGCUUCCAUGUUAGUCUAGUGUUUCCUCUUUAACCUAUAAAUAUUAGUUUGUACUUGGAUUCAAUGGAAUAAGAUUGCAAAGCUUCUUAGCAAGCUUUCUAAGUAAAA